AUGUAUGGUGUGAAUGCGGAGCUCUUCGACACUGCUGAUGAGAUGUACAUGACCAUGGACGAGUUUCCUCCAAACGAGCUGCUCGAGUAUUUCAAAACGCCGGAUGUCAAAAAGAGCCUGAGGACCGUCUUGCUCCACUUCAGUGACAUCUCGAACCCCAUGAAGCCGUUCCCGAUUGCGGAACAGUGGGCGACGUUGGUUCUCGAGGAGUUUGCCUUGCAGGGUGAUGAGGAGAAGGCCUUGGGCAUUCCCAUCGGCCCGCUGAACGACCGCGAGACCGUAAACAUGCCUCUGUCGCAGAUCGGCUUCAUUGAGUUUGUGGUGGCUCCACUAGCGCUUUCCCUGGCUGUGGGCCCAGAGCAGAUGCAGAUGGGUACCUUCAGCACUUGGAGGUCGAACGGCAUGUCUGCAACCAUCUUCCACUCCUCAAGCGUGGAAGACAUGGUAUCCUCGGUGUCUGAGAGAGAUGCCACUGGUGCUCUCCUUGCUUGCUUUGUCUUGCGAGGAAGCAUCGUCCAAGCUUUGGAGGAGGGGUCAGUGGCAAACCAGUUCUUGCACGCGACUCUGUCCCCCGAAGUGGCUCUCUACUACGCGGAGGCCUUCGGCAACGAUUCCAAGCACCAGAUUGUAGAGAUCGAUUUGCAAAGUUUCAACGGAGAGAUCAUUGAUGUGUCCGACGCAAAGGGUUGUAAUCGACAUGGGGUGAAGCACGGCACCAAGGCUUACAAUUUUGCUGUGAAGCACGAAGUCGUGCUACUUGCUGGCUAUGCAAACCCUGCUCUGCUGAGCGAGCCAUUCGACACUUCAGCUGCAAAUCAUCAAACUUACCGGAGAGGGUCAUCGUUCGCUGAUUUUGCAUCUGGACUACCUUACCAUGUGCGCAAUGAGCUCAACAACUGGAGGCGCGGCUCGAAAGCGGCUACCCGCGGCAAGCCGCAGCCGCGCACAUCUCCCACAGAAAGUGUGAGCAACGAUGAUGCUCUCCAGGGCAGCGCGCUUAGACUUGCAACAGAAAAGCUUGCCAAAGACAUUGCCAACCUGGAAGCCCGUAAGGGCCUUCUUGACUCCAUGUCAAAACAACUUCAAAACAGAAUCGAGCAAGAAGCGCGCAAAAAGGAGGAGGAGCGGCAGCGGAAACUGGAGGAAGAGAAGCGCGAGCGGCAGCGCCAGGAGGAGUUGAAAAGGAAGCGCGAGGAGGAGCAGCGCCAAGAAGAGUCAUGGCGUGAGGAACAAAGAAGGAAGCAUGCAAAAUGGCAAGCAGAGGAGAAUCGGGGUCCCAAAAUUUGGGCAUCUUGCAACGUGCAAGAAGAUUUAUACGAAGACUUUGACAGGAGCACGCUGCAUGUGGCCCUAGGAAACGGUGGCUACAUCAUGCUGUGGGACUGGGUCAAAGGACAUGCUUGGUCAGGCAUCCCCAAAGACCUUUCUGACAAGCUCAAUGGCCGAGGAUAUCACCAGUCACACGCAACACUGGCCGCUUUGAGUCCAGACUCCAGCAACUACUUCGUACAGUUUAGUGAUGGAAGGUCUCAGUGGCGUGGCCCGGAAGGCUUCACAGAGGCCGUGCAGCAAUACUCUGCCCGUCCAGCGGUUGUUGCCUUUGGCCCACAUGACUCAUGGUUUGUGAAGUGGGAUGACGGAUGCUGGCAGCACGAAGGUCUACCAAGGAGUCUCCAGAACAUGCUCGACUCAAACAGACAUCGAGCGGUUGGCUUCCUGAGUAUGUCUGGCAUCGACGACGAUGACUACAUACAUUCUGACAUAGACGAUGCUGCAUGGUUCAUUCGGUGGGAAGAUGGCAAUGGCCCUGCCUGGAAGCUGACCGGUUCCCCCACCUCGCUUUCAGAAGCCAUUGAAGAGAUUCAGGAAUGGGGUGGCAGCGUGCGCAGUGUUGAGUUUGGGAGCCAUGGUGAGUGGGUUCUCCGGUACGCAGAUUGA
Symbiodinium pilosum is the source of this 1938-nucleotide messenger RNA. Lineage: Eukaryota; Dinophyceae; Suessiales; Symbiodiniaceae. The record is from the annotation of a GenBank genome assembly.